This is a messenger RNA of Setaria italica (foxtail millet), 1063 nucleotides long. RefSeq lists its product as uncharacterized. NCBI's taxonomy places the organism in Eukaryota, Viridiplantae, Streptophyta, Magnoliopsida, Poales, Poaceae. The coding region runs from base 67 to 915 and encodes 282 amino acids. The record is from RefSeq and is a predicted model, not a curated record. Gene Ontology annotation, cellular component: chloroplast. The transcript has a single exon. Gene Ontology annotation, biological process: regulation of DNA-templated transcription; chloroplast organization. Gene Ontology annotation, molecular function: double-stranded DNA binding.
CGCGUGCGCCUCCGCUCCACCAGGAACGCGCACGCCGUGCUCGCGCUCCUCCGCGACACCCUCGGCAUGCCCCCCGCCUCCGUCGCACGCCUCGUCGCCGCACACCCCGCAGUCCUCUCCUCGGCCACCAUCGGCGACAGGUUCGAUUUCUACUUCCACGAGCUCGGCCUAGCGCCCGCCGAGGUCCGCCGCUUCGUCCUCGCGAGCCCCAACCGCUUCCUCACCGCGGGGAUCGACGGCCGCCUCCGCCCCAAUCACCGCCUCCUCAGGGAUCUCCUCGGCUUCGACAAAAACGUGCUCACCGCCGUCAAGCAGUCCAUUGAGCUCAUCUAUGACAACCUCGAGGUCGUGCUGCUCCCCAAGCUCCAGGCGCUCCGCGACCAUGGCGUCACGGAGGAGGUCCUCGUCAAGCUCGUCACCACGCACCCCAAGGCGCUCGUGCACAGGGCCACCCGCUUUGAUGAGGGCUUGGCUGCCAUGAAGGAGUUUGGAUUGAGCCCGAACUCUGGCAUCUUCCCCUACGCCUUUGGGGUGUUUGCCAAAAUCUACCAGUCCAAGUGGGACCGCGGGGUGGAGAAUUACCUCAGCCUGGGGUGGACAAAGAAGCAGAUCAGGCGAGCAUUCAUCAAGCACCCCUACUGCAUGUCAGUGUCUGAGAAGCUUGGCUGGGACCCUGAGUACGUACGUGUCAUCGACCCCGACUGUUCUUUCCUUGAGCUAGAGAAGCGGACGCUGCUGAGGUACAAGGUGCUGGACAUUCUGGUGUCCAUGGGUGUCCUCAAGAAGGGCAUAAGGAUGGGCCAUCUGACAAUGUCGGAGAAGAAGUUUGCGGAGAGAUAUGUCAAUAGAUACCAGGAAGUGAUACCUGAAGUACUGGAAGCUUACGGAGCCAGGACAGGUUGUGCUGUGAAGUAGCAGGAUGAUUCUGCCCUGCUCUACCUGGGUACAAAGGCACUGUCUUCUCCUUGUCCUCAAUUGUUCGAUGUUUGUUGUUCCAUGCUUUUCUAUGGUCAUGAAUUGCAAUGCAGUACUGGAGUCGAUGAAUUACUUAAGUUCCUGUUAA